ACAUUAACACAAACAGCCUCACAGGAACAAGUAUGGCAGAGCUUCUAUGGACGACACUGAUCGUGGAAGUUCUUGGAGCUGACUUGCAGAAAGCAAGUCCACGCCCUGAUGGACAGAACUGACAGGCAUCGGUCAAAGCAUGUCGGACAUCUUCAGGGACUACGAGUUCGUCCGUAUCAUAGGACACUCAUUCGCUAUAUCCGAGGCACUGGGCUUCUCAGACAUAACAGAGGACACAACAUCGAUGCUAAACAGUCUGGCCUGCUCGUACAUACUCUGCCACGCAGCUUACAAGGGAUAUAAAACUAGACGUGGGAAUAUUGUGAUGAGUACUGUGUUUGACACACUCAUGUUUGAUGGUCUGGCCUCUGCACUGAUACCCAGGAUCUUAGUCCAUUGUGUCUGUAGGGUUACAGCCAUCGUACUUAAUGAAAUCACUGCCGUUCCGGACAUGAUCAGAACUUGGGGCCCUACAGUGAUUGGUUUGGGCGCUUUGCUGAUUUCAUACAACAGGAUUGACUGGGAGGUAUCAACUCUCAUGAACGAAUCGGUCAGACGGCUUUAUUGAAGCGACUGGAAGCCCAACUUGAAGUUGUCCAGAGGUCAACAGUCCAGUAGUUUUAUCGUGUCUCCCAUGUACUAAAUACAUCAGAAAUGUACCCCCAACAACUUAGAAGCUGGGUUUUAUUUAUUUACCUUACCGUUCUAAUGUCAAUAAAUGUUAACUACGAUGAAAAGAAGUAAUGUCCUAA
Molecule: messenger RNA, 752 nt
Organism: Biomphalaria glabrata
Lineage: Eukaryota; Metazoa; Mollusca; Gastropoda; Planorbidae
Exons: 4
Coding region: 140-568 (142 amino acids)
Biological process (GO): mitochondrial fission
Cellular component (GO): mitochondrion
Source: RefSeq, a predicted model, not a curated record